AUGGUUCGCCCCACUAUUCACCACACUGUUGCAGCCAAACAGCAGGCCACGCGUGAGAAACGCAGGAGAUAUUAUAAAAAGCACCGAGACAUUAUCUUAUUGAGACAUCAUCUCUGUCGCACGAACAACACACCCUCCAUCACAGCCGAGUCUACUAACACGAAUGACCUGUCGAAUGACGAGGUCGACUUUGAGGCAAUUGUCACUCUAUCCGACUGUUUGGAGCUCGUACGCGAUGCGAAGAAUAAAGUCCUGCAAAUUGUUCCUUCCGCAGUACCCACAGUAUACGUCGAGGGUGUCCUUCGCGAAUAUGCUAUAUCAUUGUGCACCAGUGUCGUCGGGGACAUUGAGAUACUCGGGGAUGCAGUCAGGCGUGUUGAGCCCUAUUUGAUCUGGGCACAGCAGGGGCAGGAUAAAAUUUUUAACAUGUGUGGCAUAUGUGACGAAUGGCGCGCUGCUGAUGAGGUUUCUCGCUUCAUUGGGCAUUUGGUAGCUAUGCUAGAGGAUAUUUACACACUAGCCGUUUGGGGUGACCUCAAUAAGGCCUAUUUACUUGGGGAAACCAUGUACCAAAAAGUCUUGGGACUGGAGGCGCCUGGAGUCUAG
Messenger RNA from Suillus fuscotomentosus, 606 nucleotides. RefSeq lists its product as uncharacterized. The record is from RefSeq and is a predicted model, not a curated record. Bases 1 to 606 code for a protein of 201 amino acids. The transcript is spliced from 3 exons. NCBI's taxonomy places the organism in Eukaryota, Fungi, Basidiomycota, Agaricomycetes, Boletales, Suillaceae.